GUGCUGUGCUCCAUCAUCGCAGGGGUGCUGCACUACCUCUACCUGGCCUCCUUCACCUGGAUGUUCCUUGAAGGGCUGCACCUCUUCCUCACCAUUAGGAAUCUCAAGGUGGCCAACUACACCAGUGCAGGCAAAUUCAAGAAGAAGUUCAUGUACCCUUUCGGCUAUGGGAUUCCAGUUCUCAUUGUGGCUGUGUCUGCAAUAGUAGGACCCCAAAAUUAUGGAUCACAUACUCACUGCUGGCUCAAGCUCGAUAAAGGGUUCAUCUGGAGUUUCAUGGGGCCAGUGGCAGUCAUUAUCUUGAUAAACUUGGUGUUGUACUUCCAAAUUCUGUGGAUUUUGAGAAGCAAACUUUCCUCCCUCAAUAAAGACGUUUCUACCAUUCAGGACACCAGAGUCAUGACAUUUAAAGCCAUUGUUCAGCUAUUUAUCCUGGGCUGUUCUUGGGGCCUUGGCCUUUUUAUGAUUGAAGAGGUCGGGAAGGUGAUCAGAUCAGUCAUUGCGUACACAUUCACCAUCAUCAAUAUCCUGCAGGGUGUUUUGCUCUUUGUGGUACACUGUCUCCUUAAUCGCCAGGUGCGAAUGGAAUACAAGAAGUGGUUUAGUGGGAUCUGGAAAGCGGUUAAAACUGAAAGUAUUGAGGUAACACAUUCUACGACCCAAACCAAAACGGUAAGACCAACUUCUCUACAAUGCUGUGUACUGGCUGAACCCAACAUCUUGUACUGCCAGGAGUUUCCUGGUCUCUUGAUCUGA
Callorhinus ursinus (northern fur seal) is the source of this 756-nucleotide messenger RNA. RefSeq names its product adhesion G protein-coupled receptor E4-like. Gene Ontology annotation, molecular function: G protein-coupled receptor activity. Gene Ontology annotation, cellular component: plasma membrane. The record is from RefSeq and is a predicted model, not a curated record. Gene Ontology annotation, biological process: adenylate cyclase-activating G protein-coupled receptor signaling pathway; cell surface receptor signaling pathway. NCBI's taxonomy places the organism in Eukaryota, Metazoa, Chordata, Mammalia, Carnivora, Otariidae.